Cygnus olor (mute swan) is the source of this 8102-nucleotide messenger RNA. RefSeq names its product leucine zipper protein 1 (gene LUZP1). Lineage: Eukaryota; Metazoa; Chordata; Aves; Anseriformes; Anatidae. Bases 3137 to 6481 code for a protein of 1114 amino acids. The record is from RefSeq and is a predicted model, not a curated record. The transcript is spliced from 4 exons.
AUAGAAUCCCUUCCCAUUCCCAUUCUUCUCAGCCCUUGCCAAGCUCAGUUCCAUCCGUGCCUUGGCUUUCCUGAUCCCAUCCCUGCACAUCCGGACAGCAUCCCUGUACUUUUGCCAGGCCACAUGUCCCUGCUUCCACUGCCUGUGUAUUUCCCUCUUGUGCCUCAGUUUGACCAGCAGGUCAAACACAUAGUACAUACAUAUGUGUCCUAUCUUCCCUUUUGAAUGUUAUGAGUCAGUACAUCUUUUGACACGUUGCUUUUCAAAUAGCUGUGGGAAAGCAGGUCUUGCUGCACACAUACUUUGAAGAGUACUACUGUACGGUUCAGUGUUGGGUUUUGUAGGUGAAACUCUAUGGCCUGUGUUUCUUAGGAAGGCAAUAGCAGCCCUUUGUUCUUUGGGAUUCCUCCACAAUAAAAUAUAUUAAAAGAAGAAAGUAGCAUAGAGUAAAAAUAAUAAAACACCCUAUUGAUAAGAGGCUUGUGAGGCUGGGAUUGCUCCAAGGAUGGCAUGCUGCUUGGAACUCUUCUAAAGAAUACAAAAGCACUAGACAAAGCACCAGAUCCCUCAUAAAGGUGUACAAGAUGUAUGGAGCUGUGAUGGGUUUUCUUCAUCUGAAAUUUGCAGAUUUAUGACUGUGAAGUAUGUUAAUUAAAUCUCAUCCAAGAGAUCUGUCCCAAGUCUGGUUGUUUAGAAAUGUGCAACUCUUCACUGAGAGCCUUCACGAAUUAGGAUUCUUUUUAUAUCCAGAAAUCAAUCUUUACUUGGGAUUCAUUUCCCAUCACUUUUGCCAUUUAAGCCUGAGCUGCUUAUUCCCCUUCCAUGGAGAGAGGUGGAGGGUACGUUAUCUGGUCUUCUAGAAUCCGCUUUGAGAAUGAAAUGAAUGUCCUCUGAAUAUGCCAUGCCAUUGUCUGGAGAUCAUGACCAACUCAGAUAUAUAAACCUUGUAGCAGUGUGACUUAAAGCAGAGAAAUCCCACCUUUUCUCUUAGAAGGCCAAAAUAAGUUGAUUUUCUUAGUGUUUAUCCAUCACUGUAUUCGUAUAUUAACAAGCUUGUGAUAUAUUAGCAAAAGACAACAGAGAGGGCUUUAACUUUGACUCAGUUCUCACAAUGUGUGAGUUUUUUUUUUUUUUUUUUUUAACUUCUGAAAUCAUUAGUUAUGAGUCAUUUCUACAGGAAAGGUUGGGUCAGAUAGGAAAGGAGCUCAAGGCCUCAGCGACUCUAGGCAGGGGGAACAUGUGUACCUGUGUGUGGCAGCAAUUUGGCUGUUUGGCUGGAGUAUGAAGGAUGUCCUUGUGGGGCUCAGUGAGGCUAGGAAUGUUCCCACAUAGAUUCUGCAGAGUUCAAGGUGGUUAUGGGAGAUCCCAAAGGGCAGUUGUGUGUGAUUUACCAAGCCACACAGAGCCCUCACUGAUUUAGCUACAGACUUCAAGGGUCCUGAAGAUCCUGGAGAUGUUUGCUACCACAUCAUAGGAUGUCUUUAUCUUAGAAGUUGUCCUGUAUCCCUUGCUUCAAGAUCUUUCAACUGUUCCCUAUUUGAUGCCUGUCAGAGGGGUAAUAAAUAUAAUAAAUAAAAUAACUACUCUUGAGAGACAUCAAAUAAGAUACAGGACAUAGGAUACCCCAAAAAAGUUUUGAGAAAAAAUGUUUCAACACCCAAGGAGCAGAUAUUUGGUGCCAUAAUCAGCUGAGAUUGUUUUGGGGAGUCUCCCAAGCACUGAGAAUCCCACUGUCUGUUUGGUGUUACAGACUAGGUCUCUCUCUUCAAAAGACGACUUAUCAGGGCAGUCUGGCUGUUUUUGAGGAAACCAGGUGGAGUACAUUGCAAAAUGCUUCUGGUGAGGAUGUACUGUGGAGAAAUGAGUUUUAUGUGACAUGAGGUGCACCUGGGGGCCCAUCAUUUCUAAUUUGUUGGGUUUAAAUGUUCCCUACGCAACAGACAGUUAACCAGAGGGCAGAGGAACCAGCUGCCACAGUUAAAAUUUUGGAACCAUUAAUUCUAAAUAUAAAUCAAAGGUGAGCUCUCAUCAGAGCAGCUUGUUUGCUCUGCCUCUGAGUACUCUGGCAAUGAGGUAAGUCCUGGUUAUUGUCUCCUACAGAGGAAGAUUUGGAUAGUUGGCAGGCUUUGAAGCCUAUGAGAGAUCUCCAGUGACCCCAAGCUGCUGUUGAGUGGAACAGUGAAUUUGGCACAGAAGACAGGAUGCAAAGACAAGUGAUCUCUGCAGAUGCAGUCUUGGGAGGGCCCUUAAUUCCAGACAUAUGAGAAGGUUUAUGGGGAAGGCAACAUCUCAGAAGGUCCCUUUGACCUUGAAGGCAUGUAUUCUGGGAUUCUUCUGCCACGAGAUCUACCAUUCCCUCACCAUUUUCAGAAUUAAUUACUGAGUUCAAUUUUCAGUUUAAUUCAAAGAUUUGAAUUUUUCUUUAGAAAUCAGGUUCUCCUCUGGGAUUCUGAGCAGCCUCUGGCAUCAAUGACUCUUGGGAUAGUGCCUCAACAUCCCUCUCCUGCUCUUUGUGACCCAUGGGCUCUGACAGUGUAGCCUGAGGGUCUAAUUCUUGACUCUUAAUUCCCGCCAAGCUCUUCACCAAGCAUUACCAGGUACAGACAGAAGGGCAGGUAAUUACCUAGCCAUGGUCCCAAAUCUGCAGGAACCAACUUCGGGAGGGUGAUUUGGUGGAACAAGUUAGUUUAAGGGUGGUUUAGCUGCAAUAGUGCAUCCCUUCCCAGGAGUCUGUGCCCAUAACCCCUGUUCUUCCUGUUGUAGAUUCCAUCAGACCAUGCCAGGUCACUGCCCAGGGAGAUAAUUUAUUCUCAGAAGUCCCGUCUUUGAGGGCAAGGGCCUCUCUCUGCAAGCAGUAGUUCACUGAACUUGAGCCACUACUGCCCUUCAUGAUGCAGCUUCCUAAGGACCCGGAGGGUGUGAGAGGAGAGAUUCAACUCUACCUAGAUGACAGCUGAUUCUGCAGGAAUAGAAUAAGAGGGAGGAGAGGGAGAUCCAGCUCCCUGACCCCUCUGCGCACCUGCCUUUGGAGGGUGAGUUGCCGCUCUCCAAAGAAAGUGUAACAUAACAGGAAUACACAAAGUGUUAAGCACCCAGACUGAGCAAAGCUUCUACCUAAAAGGAAUAAAAAAUAAACAUGGCAGAAUUUACAGGUUAUAAGGAGACCUCAAAUCGGCAUCUACGAUUCAAAUUGCAGAGUCUUAGUCGUCGCCUUGAUGAACUGGAGGAAGCAACCAAAAAUCUCCAGAAAGCAGAGGAUGAGCUGCUUGACCUCCAGGACAAAGUUAUCCAGGCAGAAGGCAGCAAUUCCAGCAUGCUAGCUGACAUUGAAGCCCUACGGAAAAGAGUGCUAAAGAUUGAAGGCAAGGAUGAAGAAAUUAAGAAAGCUGAAGAGCUUUGCCGGUUAAUGAAAGAAAAACUUCAAGAGGAAGAGAGCCUCACCCGAGAACUGAAGUCAGAAAUUGAACACCUGCAGAGGAGAAUGGCAGAGCUGGAGAAACUGGAGGAGGCCUUUGGUAGGAGCAAGAAUGACUGCACACAGCUGUGUCUUAGCCUCAAUGAAGAAAAGAAUUUGACCAAAAAGAUAUCUACAGAAUUAGAAGUACUUCGAGUGAAAGUUAAAGAACUUGAAGCAUCUGAAGACAGGCUGGAUAAAACUGAGCAGAGCUUAACGGGUGAGUUAGAAAAACUGAAAUCUUUAGCACUAACCUUUAUCAGUGAAAGAAAACAUUUUAAUGAAAGAGAAAAGCAGAAUGAGAAAAUAAUCCAGGAGCUAACACAGAAACUAGAACAAAACAAUAAACUGAAUAGGGCAGAUCAAACUAGAAAUGCAUCCAACUUGCUAGAAAGGUCAUCAAAUAAUCUCCUUGACAGAAAUGAUUUGAGAAUUGAAGAUGACUUGACUUCUGCAUUGCCUUCUAAAGAGACCAGAAGGAAGGGAAGUGUGGAUUACCUAAAACAUGUAGAAAAUGAAACCAGGAAUAAAUCAGAAAACCAAAAGAAUAAAAAUCAGGAAGACAACAAAGUGAAAGAUCUCACCCAAGAAAUUGAGAAACUUAAAACUCAGAUCAAGCAUUUUGAAUCUUUAGAAGAAGAAUUGAAAAAAGUGAGAGCCAAAAACAAUGACCUGCAAGACAGUUACUUGAGUGAACAGAAUAAAAACAAACUCUUAACUGGUCAGUUAGAAGAAAUAAAAAUGCAAAUAAAGAAACAGAAAGAUCUGGAAAAUGGAGAGGUUGAAAAUGAAGAUAGCUUUUCUAGCAGGGGAAAACAUGACAGACCUAAAUACAGAGGUGUUGCAACAGAUUUAACAGCCACCAAGCACAAGCCAAGGGAGGUUUCACCUCAGCAGCGCCGGGAAAGAGUAAAGAACAGAGAUUUCUCCUUCAGUAAUGACAGCUACAGCCAUGGUGGUAAGCAGGUACCCAGUCCGAGUUUAAUGAACAGAAAAGCAGGAAAAGCAUCCAGUGUGGAUGCUGCUGCAACAGAUAUGAAAAGACUGGAAGAGAAAUCUUCAGUUUCCACUUUUUCAUCUGGUCAGAAGGAAGCCUCCAUCGUGCAGAACGAGGGGAAGAGACCAAAGGAGCAGCCAUCUGUCCUCAGUCGAUACCCUCCUGCUGCACAUGAGCAGAAAUCUUGGAAAACACCUUCUAAACCUGUUGGUGACACAGGCCUGAGAUCCAAGGCUGAAAAACCAUCUCAAACACUCCGGGGCAACUGCCAAACCAGCACUGACAUACGGGAUGACAAGUCGAGCAAAGGUGAAUUAGUGGCUUCUUUAGCUGAGAAGCUGAAAACAAGCCAGGCAGAAGUUAGUGACUUCUUGGGGGACACACUGCUCCCCAGGGGUAAUUAUUCCUCUUCCAAUGGCAUGGCAUCAGCAUACAGGUACCACCUCUCCUCCCACACAUUGGCAUCAAAUUGCAUUGGCACUAAAACAGAAGCAAUGAACACCUUUGCAGCAUCACACAAGCAGCCCUUAGAGGGAAGGGCUAAAAGAGCAAUAAUCUCCCAGGAAAGAGAAUUCACAGACAUGUCACUUGAAAACGCAAAACCUUCACCAACAAAGCGUUCACAUCACUCAAGGAGUCAAGAAGACGUUCUACAGAUUCUUACAGGUCCUGAUAAAGAAGACACAGAGCAAUCUUCAACUUCAGCAACAGAUCAUGUAAAUGCUGGCUUAAAAACAGACUCCAAAACCAUCCGGAGUAGUCAUGACAAACUUAAUUCAGAUGAAGAAACAGGAAGAAGCAAAAAAACAAACACUCAAUCAGAUUUUGAGACAAGGAAGAAAGCCAAUUCCAAGCAGUUCUCCAAUUCCAGGGGAGUUUUUAGAGCAUCUCUCUUUGAAAAUGACAAAAACACUGUACAUGAUGAAGACUCCACCAAGUGUAUAAAAGCAUCAGAUGCCAGCACUGGAGGAUUUAAAUCCAGAAGGUCAUUCAGCCCAAGAGAAGCUCUGAGAUCAAAAGCCAUCAUUAAACCUGCAAUUGUUGAAAAGGACAUGAAGGCAGUCAUGGGAGGGACUACAUCUGAGGCAGAGUCAGAAAAACAGAAGUCUAGUUUUAAAACGGUAACAAAUAAAAUGACAAGCAGCAUCACGAUCUUCCCCUCUGAGCCAACAGCUCCAAGGCCCAGUGCAGACAUAUCAGCAAAGGAGAAGCAUGUUACCACCAGCAACAUCAGAGUUGCUCUGAAUGAGCCCUCAACAAUAACUAACAAUCUCUCCCCACCCUUCGAGGUAUCAGUUAAUAGGAGUGCUCUGAAAUUAUCUGAGGCCGACAGAAUUGGAGAGGCAGCUCUGAGAGGUAGAACAGAAACAGUGGUCUCCAGAAGCAGCAUUGUAAUAAAGACUACUGAACUCUCAGAGAAGAACAGUGAGUUGCCUUCAGAGACAAUCAGCUCAAAGAGCCACGGCUCUUCAGAUGCAGUUUCGUCUGAAACAAAACAUGUGACUCUGAGAAGUUCAUGGAGAACAAGACAAGGCUUACAUUCCGUGGAGGACUCUCAAACAAAAGUAGAGAAAAAUGCAGCUUCCAGUACUGCAAACAAGUGCACGUCCUCAGUGGACCUCUCCGAAAUGGAAGGGAACAGUGCACGAACAAACUCCUUGGAGCAGACCUCAGCAAGAACCAGUGCCACAGCUAAUUCCUGGAAUGCCCCUGAACUGGGGUCCCGAAGGACCAAAAGUAACUUAAGUGCAUCAGAACUGCUAACGCGCAGGAGCUACACCAGUGAUCCUACAGUGGCUGCUACAUGGCACCAAAGUACAUUACCUGAUGAAAACAAAGAUUUUGUGCCCAGUUCCAGAAGAAAACAGUUCGGCUCUUCUGAGUACCUCUCACAAGUUGACACACCAGGGAAAAGGCCAGCCACCAAGAUGGAACUGCAGGAUGCCGAUUCCAACCCCUACCCACCACUGAGUCUCCAAUCAGAAGAACAGGGUGCCUCCCGUGCCUACCGGACAACGUCUAGGAGAUGAGUUGUACUCCCACCCAAUGAACACACAGGAUAAUGGAGCAAGAGACAGGAUCGUACCAAGCUCACAGGUGUCACACCUGUUUUUAACCUCUCCGAGGCUUCAGCCAGUCUGAAACCAGUUUUCUUAUGCGAUUUGUGAGGUACAGGAACUUUACCAGUGAUUUUUUUUUUUUUCUUCAUUGCUGAAGAGGCAGCUGCAGAGACUUUGCUCAGGGGACUCCCACUUCUCAUCUCUGUACCUGCAAUCUUAACCUUCUUCAUAAAACAGUAGAUCUGUCUCCAUAUGGAAACAUUGACUUGCCAUAGCCACUCUUUCAAACAGAAUGAUGGUACGACCUGGACAAGAGAGAACGUCUCAUUAUUCACCUGCAUUUAGACAAGAUGCAGGAAGUAUCCCUGCAACUGCAGUCCACCAGCCUGUGAAAGCUGUCCUACACAACUCCACAACUGAAAGCUUUCAGUUUCCAGUGAGAGCUCACACUUUCCUAAAUACAUAUUUGUUGGCUUGGGCUGUGGUCACCCCAGUACCUGUGUUCCUAGCAUGCUCUGUCUGUAGGCAGGAAAAAAACAUUCACUGGUUUUACACAAUAACAGGAAAGGAGAGCAGAAAAUGUUUAGAAACAGUUUCUUCCCCCAUUGCUCACUCUCUCUGCAAUAAGCUUCGUAUGACCCACUUAACCACCAGCUGAGCUCUUGCACUAAGUGAGCCACCGAGCCAAACCAACAGCAGCCACACAACAGCAAAACUUUCUCCAGGCUUGGACUAGGGUGCUCUUUUGCCCAAAACUUUGCGUCCGUCAUGCUGUACAGGCAACAGCUCUGCUGCUCACUCUAAGCCAUUGAGCUCCAAGGAACAAAGAAACAAGUACUUUUCUUCUGGCUUGAGAAGUAGAAUGUUCUUGUUCCUUCCAAAGAUGGGGGAAAACAGCAGGAUUAGACCCUAAACUGAGCUCCAAUACAGCUACUUAGGCAGCCUUUGUCUGUGCCCUUCUUCAGGAUAUGCUCCCACCCCCCCGCAUCAGCUGUGUCUGGGGACUGAGGUAUGGUCAAAGACUACAUAGGUACAGCUCCUUGUCAGUGCCCACAGGCCACUGACUGCAUCAGAGUUGGAGGAUUCAUCAAGAGGUGCUCCAAGAGGUGCUCAGGUCUUGGAACAGCGUCUGCCCUAAGCAAGGAGAUCGUACCCGGCUCACACACCGUAGCUCUACCACUCCUUCCUUUACAUUCCUCCAGGGUUGGCCCAUGGCUUUCUGGUACACAACCACCAUUGACUUCCCUCACUGGUUUCUUCUGCUUGUCAGAAACAGGUGCCCCUCUCCACAGAGGCAUGAGGAAGAUGAUACAGAAGGGAAAACCUCUACUGUUUUGGAGGUACUGGGUGAACAACUGUCAUCCAGCAGCUCCCACACCUGAGUUGCCUCCACAGUCACUCUCACAUCUUACCUUCCAGGUGAGCAGCUACCACAGCAGCGCAUGUACAGCUAUCCAUAUGUGUACAUCUAUAUGCUGCAUCACCUCCUUAUCUCUUGGAAUUAUAUGCCUCAAUUCUAAGAGGCAAAAGGAAAAAAAAAAUGGAGCUGGUUGGAAAAUAUCUAUGAACACAUAUAAGGAAAAUGUUUCAA